AUGAUUGAAGCCGCUAGCGUGGAUAAUGCGGGCAAUACGCCACAAACCAUCGCUAAACCUAUCGAAGAUGAAGAUAUUGCACGACCCUCAGCAACUUUUCGAUAUACACUGCAGAAUGUAAGUCAACUCAAAGAACAGGUUUUGUCUCCCGCAUACUAUGUGCGGUGUUUGCCAUGGAAGAUUCUAGUCCUGAUAAGAAAUACUACCACACCGGAUCGCCAACAGCAAAAGGCACUCGGGAUCUUCCUACAGUGUAAUGGUGAAUGCGACUCACCAGGGUGGUCCUGUUAUGGUUUAGGUGAAUUGAAAUUACUUUCUCACAAAUCAGAUGGAGAGCAUUUAUGCCGAAAAUUACACCACAUGUACCACAGCAAAGAAGAUGAUUGGGGAUUCGCUCAUUUUAUAUCUUGGAAAGACCUUAUAGAUCCAGAUAAUGGAUUUGUCAAAGACGAUUCUAUUACCAUCGAAGCACAUGUUAUUGCAGAUGCUCCUCAUGGUGUUUCUUGGGAUUCUAAGAAACAUACGGGCUAUGUUGGACUUAAGAAUCAAGGUGCAACUUGUUACAUGAACUCUCUCCUGCAAACUUUAUUUUUCACGAAUGUUCUUCGUAAAGCUGUCUACAAAAUACCAACGGUAGGUGACGACAGUUCUCGAUCAGUGGCAUUUGCAUUGCAACGUGUUUUUUAUGACUUGCAAUUCUUGGAUAAACCUGUUGCUACAAAAAAACUCACUAAAAGCUUUGGUUGGGAAACGCUAGACUCGUUUAUGCAGCAUGAUGUUCAGGAAUUUCUCAGGGUGCUCCUGGACAAAUUAGAAAAUAAAAUGAAAGGGACAGUCGUUGAAGGUACCGUGCCUAAAUUGUUUGAGGGGAAAAUGACGUCUUUUAUUAAAUGUAAAAAUGUCAACUGCACAAGUACUCGCGUUGAAACAUUCUAUGAUAUCCAACUUAGUGUUAAGGGAAAGAAUAAUAUUUAUGAAUCAUUUAAAGAUUACAUAAGCAUAGAACUACUUGACGGUGAGAAUAAGUACGAUGCAGGAGAACAUGGACUACAAGAAGCAGAGAAGGGAGUGCGCUUUGACGUGUUUCCACCUGUGUUGCAUUUACACCUAAUGAGAUUCCAAUACGAUCCACAGAGCGACGCUUCAGUUAAAUUCAAUGAUCGAUUUGAAUUCUACGAGGAAGUGAAUUUAGAUCAAUAUUUACAAGAGAUUCCUCAAACACCAGCGCACUACACCUUACACGCAGUUUUAGUGCACUCUGGCGAUAACCAUGGUGGGCACUACGUGGUCUUUAUAAAUCCUAAGGGAGAUGGAAAGUGGUGCAAAUUCGACGAUGAUGUUGUAUCUCGAUGCAGCAAGCAGGAAGCUAUUGAGUACAAUUUUGGAGGAAAGGAAGACGCCCCACAUCAGGCAAGGAGGGCUACAAGUGCCUAUAUGCUCAUUUACAUACAAACAUCCCAAUUAAAGUAUGUGUUGCAAGAUGUGACUGAAACCGACAUACCAACUGAUCUUUGCGACCGAAUAACUGAAGAGAUGCGAUACGAGAUGGUAAGAACAUGCGGCAGAAAAAUAAGAUGCAGAAAACUCAAAUCUGACACAUCUGUCAGUUCAGCAAAAUACUAUGCGAGGAUUUUCAACGCUCUAAAACAAUUCUUCACUUUACAGGCCAUAGCCGGCUCCAAAUAUAAAGGGAGAUAA
Messenger RNA from Danaus chrysippus (African queen), 1698 nucleotides. The record is from the annotation of a GenBank genome assembly. NCBI's taxonomy places the organism in Eukaryota, Metazoa, Arthropoda, Insecta, Lepidoptera, Nymphalidae.